CUCUCUGGAGAGAGCCCCGAGAGUGAACAUCCUCAUCACUGAGGGCAUGGCUGUUGUCAGUGGUGUGAGCCCAACCCAGAUGGAUUUCUGGGGUGGGAUGGAGUUCGUGUUCACGAUGCCCAGCAUAACCCCCACAGAGCGAAAGGCUGUCUGGGAUGCAGUGGCCAGCAACAUCCAACAACAGCUGUUGCUGCACAAGGGGAUCCGAAUUCCCACCCUUGGGUCUUUUGAUGUGGUCCACACAGAGACCCUGGUGGGGAACAAGACUGUGAUCCUGCAGAGGCCAGUGUUCCACCUGGCGAGGAAUCUUGGAGGAGUCCAAAACCUGGAAAAUAAGGAUGAUCUGGCUGGGGGUAAGCAGCUGGAGCCUCUGAAAUAUGCCAAGGUGGCCACACAGGCCUCUGUGUCCCGGAAGAAAGUGGAGUGCUGCAUCCUUGGCACCAUGUCCCUGCUGUACCACUGCCUGGAGAAGGGCAUGAGUGUCGCCUUUGUUCUGAGGGAUGUGGGUGUGCUCCUCAUUGAAGGCAGCAUGGUGCUAAUGAGAUUCUACCUGGACUUCCUGGAAAAAGUGACUGGGGAGAGAAUCCAGGACAGGGCUACACUCAAGGCUCUCCAGCAGCUGGACAUUGUGGUUUCCCGGGUGGUGCCUGUUGCUUCCCUGAGCUUUAGUGGCCAUGUCAUCGUCUUUCCCAACUUUGAACAGACACUUCAGCCCACAUUGCUGCCCAGGGAUCAUCUCAAGGACUUUGGAUUUGUUCCUGGAGAGGACAAGAGGAACAAAAUAAGUUUGCCACCCAUAAGACAAGGCAUGGAAGGGAGACUUCCUGGCCUGCCCGUGCCUGCUCACCAGGGUUCCACUGCCAAGGCAGGAGAGCAGCCCCAGGAUGAUGAGGAGAUGGAGAUAAGGCACAGCCCUCGGGUCAGGAAGCUGCCAGUGAUCCCAGGGGCUGCUGCCAGAAGAAAGCAGCCUGUGGCUGACCAAAGCAUGGGCAAGCCUGUGCCCAAGGGCCAAGCGUUGAUGCAGAGCAACAAAGAGGCAGCAGCAACUCAGAGGGAAAGAGGAGGAAGAGGAGAAAGAAAAGAUUCUCUUGGGAGAGAGGGAGAAAAGAAAGUUCAACUUCGAAAAGAAGGAGAGAGAAGGGAAUCUCUUGGGGGAGAAGGAGAAAAGAAAACUCAUCUCAGGAGAGAUGGAGAAAAGAAAGUUCAACUUGGAAAAGAAGGAGAGAGAAGGGAAUCUCUUGGGGGAGAAGGAGAAAAGAAAACUCAUCUCAGGAGAGAUGGAGAAAAGAAAGUUCAACUUGGAAAAGAAGGAGAGAGAAGGGAAUCUCUUGGGGGAGAAGGAGAAAAGAAAACUCAUCUCAGGAGAGAUGGAGAAAAGAAAGUUCAACUUGGAAAAGAAGGAGAGAGAAGGGAAUCUCUUGGGGGAGAAGGAGAAAAGAAAACUCAUCUCAGGAGAGAUGGAGAAAAGAAAGUUCAGCUUGGAAAAGAAGGAGAAAGAAGGGAAUCUCUUGAAAGAGAAGGAAAAAAGGCUCAUCUCAGAAGAGAAGGAAAAAGAAGGGGUUCUUUUAGAGAAGGAGAAAGAAUGGAUUCUUUUAGAAGACAAGAAGAAAGAAUGGAUUCUCUCAGAAGACGAGGAGAAAAGAAAGUUGGACAAAAAAGAGAAAAAGAAGCAAAAAAUGCUCUUGAAAGUGAAGGAGAAAAGAAAGUUCACCCCAAAAGAGGAGAAAAUAAAGUUUCUCCCAGAAGAAAAGAAGAAAAAAUAGUUCUUCAUGGAAGAGGAGAAAAGAAAGUUCCUCUUGGAAGAGAAGAAGAAAAGAAGUUUUGUCUCAAAGGAGAAGAAGUGAAAUAUCUCCUUGGGAGAGAAAGAGAAAAGAAACUUCUUCCUGGGAGAGGAGGAGAAAGGAAAGUCCCUCUUGGGAGCACAUCACUGCCAUGGAGUGCCCAGGCCAGGAAGCCUCAGGUCUCCAAGGUGUUCAUCCUGCAGCAGCCGGGGGCUGAGGCAGCACAGGGCCUGAGAGCCAGGCCCGAGAUCUUCUGGUCAGUGCUCAAAGAGCCUCAGAAGAGCAUUUUGGCAGGCUACAGGUUUGAGUCCUCCCGUCUGCUGCCCCCUCUGCCCCCACAGGAUGCUGUGGCUUCACAGUUGCCCAUGCUGAAGAAGAGAGAAAUGGUCGCCAGGGGCCCGUGGCCCUGGGUGGAGUGAGCAGGGAUGAGGGUGAGCAGCACCUGAGGUGGCAAAACAGGGACAGGACUGGAACAGGAACUGCCAUUCUGGGAGGCUGUUUCCUCCUAGGAAUGCAGAGUUAGUGAAGGGAUCUUCAAAGAUCCUUCAGCUCUGCUGGACGUCAUGGCCAAGGUGCCACUGUGGGGUCAUCCAUCUCCAGGGUUGAGGGACUCCUUUUCCAACAAGAAGGAACCUCAGGACACAUCCUGGGGUUACAGUAAGCCUAAUUCAGAACAAGGCUUCUUUUUAGAUCCCCAUUGGAAAGACAAAGCCUCUCUGGGAGGAUUUGGCAAAGCUCAGGAACAAACUGCUGCUGCUGGAGAGGCUGCAGCAAAGGGAAAAGAGAGGGAGAGAAAGAGUUGUCCUCCUGUCAGUGUCCUGACCUGAAGCCAUCCAGGAGAGGCUAGGAGACACUCCCAGAUCUGUUCCCAGGGAGCCUCCCUGACAGAGACCAAACCCCAUUCCAGGUGCUGCUCCUGACUGUUGUUGGGAUGAGAUCCAUGCAUCCUUCUCCCAGAAGGCAGUAGGUGCUACCACUACCACCCUGAGAGAUUUUUAUUAAAAGAAAAAUUUCCAGAAUAGCAAAUUAAACAGAAUUCACUGUUGUAUUGCACAACCCAUUCCUUGCAUACCUGCAAUAUCCAUUUCUUGUCCUUUAGUUCCUUAGGUUUAAGCACUGAUAGUUUCAAUAAAUGUCCCCAAAGUAAAUGAUAUAUCUUUUCCACUGUAUUUUAUGACCUCUAUUAAAAAAAAACCAAAAAACCCCCAAAACUCCAGCACAACACUGAGUUCUGUUCACUUUAAGAGUCUCUGUAAAUACAGGGUAUUCUUCCAGAAAGAGAUACCUGUAAAUGCUUGUAUGCAGUAUUCAAAAUGGCGCUAUGUUUUAAGGGAAUUCUAGUGAGUUUCCAUUUGGCUUUUACAGUAUUGUGUAUUUCUGGGUAAAAUGUUCACCCUGUUCUUUUAUUCAUGACUGGUUUUGUUUUAUUUCACAUUUUAAUCUCAGUUGAAAUAUGGGAUAUGGCCACGUAUAUUUAAGAUGUUAAUGUGCCAGAAACAAGAAUAUACAAAUGCACUUAUUAAAUGUUGGUAAGAACGAACAAAGCUGCUCCAUACUUUAAAAAUUUGCUGUAGUGCAAAGCUCCUGCAUUGCUUA
Messenger RNA from Passer domesticus (house sparrow), 3377 nucleotides. RefSeq lists its product as uncharacterized. The transcript is spliced from 8 exons. Gene Ontology annotation, cellular component: centrosome. NCBI's taxonomy places the organism in Eukaryota, Metazoa, Chordata, Aves, Passeriformes, Passeridae. The record is from RefSeq and is a predicted model, not a curated record. Bases 47 to 2200 code for a protein of 717 amino acids.